GUACGUCCUCUCUUAAAGGCGGAGGAGUGUAGCACCCUAGGAUCUGUGUGUGAGAUAGAAAAUCUUUCAAACUGUAUGCAGGACAAAUCAUGUUGGCUUAGACCAAAGCAGACCUCAUCGGAGUUGUCAUCAGUGCAGCAGAUCAAAAUAGCUGAUGUUUGUCAAGCCAAUGAACCCUGUUCCAACUUCUCAGAGUGCAUUUGCAAAGGCAGCUGUGUUGAUUCUGCUCUUCAAAAAGCCAAGCAGUCUGCUGCAUACCAGGCAAAAAUUAGUCGAAAGCGAACCAUCUCUGAAGUGUACAAUUCUAAUCCUGUGCUGUCACACAUGGCAGAUAUUCUCUCAUCAGACAAUUCAAAAUGGUUAGUUAAAAACUGUUCCAGCCUUGCCCACUUGCCAAAGCGGUCCAUGUAUAAAGCUCCAGGUGAAAUGUGGUUGUCAUCACCUACAACAGUGUCUGCCACCUCACCUCAGGCUGCUCAUGUUGUGCUGAGCACUCACUCCAACAUUUGGCUGUUGCACAAGUUAAAAGCAGAGAAGACUAAAGAGAAAAAAGAGAAGAUUGAAGAUGAUGAUGAGAAAAAGGAAUUCAGACAAACUGCUAGUGAUGAGCUGGCUAAGAAGUUGAAAGACUUUGGAUUGCACCGUGAAAAUGUAACCAACAAAGAGCCUGUUUUUAGCACUGAUACCCCAUCAUCAGCCAGUUACCUCCUUGGUAACAGUAGUAAUAACAGUAUUUUUGAUAAUAAAUUCUUCGAUGAUAAAAUGCAUGACUUGACUUUAGAUAAGAGCCCUUGGCUUGCUUGCAGCUCUGCAACUAGUCCAAAGUUAAAGCUAAAUAAAACAUCAUUGUCUCUGCCUUUCGUUCCUGAUUCCAUGUUAACUGUUGCACAAAACAAUUUAGAUAGUUGGUUAUUAAAAAGACUAUAGAAUUAUAUAUAUAUAUAUUUUUUUUGGUCAAGCUGCUAGAAAAAUAUGAAAGCUACCUAAUAAUGUUUAUCAUAGGAUACUGAUAUUUAGUUCUAUUAUCUUCUUGUUCACUUUUAUUCUUUGGUUAUAUUUUACAUUCAGAGAAAUCUGAAAAUCAGUUGUUGGAUUUUUCUUCAAUUUGUUUUUAAAAUUUUUUUUUAUUGAAUUCCAUAUAUUUCUUUCAUUCACGCUGCACUACAUAAUCAGUGUUAUGGCUCUAUUGUAAUGUGGAUUUGGAAAUUUUUAUUGAAACUUCCAUAAAUUGAUCUUUUUCUUCAUGUUUCUUCAUCCAUUUUUUCCCUCAAAUACUAAGUGGAAGUGAGUACAUAAAAGGUUUGGUAGUAAUAAACUUGCCUUAAAAAUGUACAUGUCAAUUCUGAAUGCUAAAAAUCACAAAAAUGAAUACUUUUUACCGUAUAUUUCCAUAUUUAAGACAACCUUUAAAUCCUAAAAAUCAUCCCCAAAAAUUGGGGGUCGUCUUAUACAUACUACCAUUCUAAAAAUCAAACCUUGAAUUCUAAGUGACUUUUAUACUCAGGCUAGCCUCGGCAUCUGUGCCAUAACCACAAACAUACAUGCAUUAAAAGAUUCACAUUAUGAAAUGUUAAAGUGAUGAUGAAGGAAAUAAAAGCAUUUUUGCCUUUUUAUGUUUCUGGCGUAUUCAACGAAUAAUUCCUUAUUAAUGAAAUCAAGUUUUAUCUUUAAGAGCCGAGCUGAGAAAAUUUAAACAAGUUAUGAUUGCACUCACAGAAAUUUUAUUUGUGGUGUAAUUAUGGUAGUAAUAACAUUUAAGGUAACAUAAUAAUAAUUUUUCAAGAAAAAUCCAUUUUAAUUUUAGUGGUGUAACAAUUUUGUAUUACAUACAACUCUUUAGAACAAUUCAGCUGUAUGAAUGAUAAUUAUUGUACAUUGUAUGUAUUGUUGUUAGGGGUUGUUUGUGAUUGGCAAUGAAACUUUAACAAAACAAUGGUAUCCCUUUUAGGCAACGUAGGAAAAAUGAUGCAGAUUUUUCAGUGGAAUAUAUCACAUUAUUCGGAGGGCGUUUUUAAAGCAAUUAUGUACGGGUUUUUCAUAUUUUUGUGGUUAAAUUUUUCAGAUGAUAUGUUUAGAUAUAUUUGAUGUUUUAACUAUUAAAAUAGGCAGUUAUAAGCAUUUUUAGAGGACGCUUCAUUAUUUGAUUAUUUUCAGUAUUUGCAGGUGGGUGUGGUAUGCAUUCCCACGAAUACUUGGGAACGACUGUGCUGUAAGUGAAACAGCAUUUGUAAUAUCAUCUUGACAAAACGAAAAGCUAGGCUAUGCACAGUCACUUAUACUACGGAUGUGAGAUAAAUUCCUGAAAAUUGCCAUCAUUUUUUACCUCGUCUUAUCUAAAGGUUCUCUUAUAGACGGAAAUAUAUGGUAUAUCGUUUGUGAUAUGUUUCAACUUUUAAGAUUAUUAUUAUAUAAGGUUUCUCUUUAUUGCUGCUGUUCCAUAGUCUUAAAAAACACAUCAGACAGUAUUGAUGUAUAGAAAACAAAAUUAUCAUAGAGUUAGAAAAGUCCUGUGGUGGUUCUUCACCUUCAGUUCAUCUCUGAGAAUUUCCUUAGUAACUAGAUAUUUAUGUAUUUAGAUUUUUGUUUAUAUAUUUUGCAGUGCAUGGUGGACACAUAUCAAGAUAAAGUACUAGUUUAUAAACAUAGUAAUGCAAUAUUUCAAUGUCCAAUUGUCAUGGGUUGGUUCACAUUGCAUGUUGUUUUCCCAAGUUUUCUCCAUUAAGAAUGCUGUUUAUUUUUGUUACGAUGUUUACAGCAAUAACAAAAUUAUGGAUUAUAACAGAAAAUAUACAAAUUUUGGUGAUUAUCUUCUUUCCAAAUUUUGGAUACCAAGUUGCAAUGAAUGUUUCUAGUUUUUCUUUUAUAUAUUCAGUUUGACAUUUGAAACUGUUAUUUACUUCGACAAGCAAGAUAUGUAUGUAGUUUGAAAAUUACAUGGAAAUUUAUUUAUUUUUAGUUGUUCAACCCUGUGUUACAAAGGCAAGGUAGGAUUCCAGUGGAAUUUAAGGAAGUUGAACUCAGGACAAAUCUGGUAAUUGUAUAUUACUGUAAUUAAUAUGAAUAAUUUUCCCCAUUUUAAGUAAUAACAUCACUUAGUGACACUAGAAUGAGGCAAUAAGUCAAAUUUUGUAAUUAAAUUUUUUUUUUUUCAAUUGUAUAUUAGUUGAUAACAUGACUUAAUAUCAUUUGUAGUGUUGAGGUGAAUGGGUUUGAAUUUCACUGUUUGUGAUUGCCUUGUUGAAGAACGUUGGUGAUUCAUUUUCUACUAAUAUGCCAAACCCAAGAGUUAUAUUCAGCAAAUUUUUGCAUGUGCAGUUUAUAUAUUAUAUCUCAUUUCAAGUCUACCUUACAAUUUUUUGCUUUUUAUUUGAGAUUUUUAGUUGCUUCCUGUUCAACUUCCUGUACUUUAAAGAUAAUAGAUAUUUGUAUUAUACAAUUAUCUGCAGUUAUGUUUCCACUGGAUGACUUACUGCUCUUAGUGAAGAAAACCUGAUAAAUCAUAACAUUCCAUAUGUUGUAGUUAGUACAUACAGUUCUAAUUGUUUACAAACAACAAAAGUUCAAUUUUGGAGAUGUUUGUUUAAAUUGGGUAGGUUGUUUGUUAUAUUAGGUAGGUCCUGUUGCUUUGUAUGCACAAGGUUUGCAAUUGCCCAUAGGUUUCUUUAUCUUGAUCACUUUGUAAUGGUCACGGAUGCUGGUGCAUAUUGGUGACGUGGUAUCAAUGUACUGCUCAAGUCAGAUGUAUAAAUGUGAAAAACUAUUACUGGUGCGAGAUUUUAUUUGUAGUAAUUUAGUUUGGGGAAUGAGUCUGUGUUAACUGAAUUGUAAGUUACGUAUAAUGGUAGAAAAUCCUCGUGAGAUACAAAGCACAAAAUUAUUAUUAUUUAUUUUUUAAUUUUAUUUUAGUUACUUGCCAAAGCACUAUAAUUCACUCUACACGAAAAGUAUAUGAAGCAGCUGUUCUUUGACCCAUGGUUAAUUUUGCCAUGAUAAUCUCAACUAUACAGGUUUUAGUAUAUAUUAUUGACCAAAGCUUUAAUUCAAUAAAUGUUAUAUACUGUU
Molecule: messenger RNA, 4062 nt
Organism: Macrobrachium nipponense
Lineage: Eukaryota; Metazoa; Arthropoda; Malacostraca; Decapoda; Palaemonidae
Exons: 2
Coding region: 76-927 (283 amino acids)
Source: RefSeq, a predicted model, not a curated record